This is a messenger RNA of Ectocarpus sp. CCAP 1310/34, 1072 nucleotides long. The record is from the annotation of a GenBank genome assembly. Lineage: Eukaryota; Phaeophyceae; Ectocarpales; Ectocarpaceae.
CGUUCACCUCGUUCUGCGACGCUGCUGGCAUUCGGCGCGAGUACACCUCCCCCGACACACCCAAGCAAAACGCGGUGGUCGAGAGCGUCAUAUGGCGCACCAUGAAGGGGGGCCACGCCGCGCGCCGCCACAUCCUCGCCAUGGGCCACGUCGACCUCUCCUCCAUCCCCAACGUCGGCGUCAACGGACAUCGCCUGUGGCUCGCGUCGGCGCUGUGGGCAUCCGUCUGCUUCAACGGCUCCGCGACGAAGGCCAACCUGGGCUGGAUGUCGCCGUUUGAGGCGUUCUUCGGCCGGAAGCCGCCCCUCACCGUCGUCUCUUUUUUCCAGGAGGGGAUGAUGCGCGUGAAGCGGGCCACNCACCGCGGCGCCCUCGCCGGCCACCUCCGUACCUGCGGCCGAUGCCGCACCGCCGCCGCCCCCGCCAUGAAGGACGUACACCUACAUCCCGCCUGCACCAGCGACCACCGCACCGCCGCAGCCCGCUUCCCCGCCGGUCUUCACAGGAUCCUUAGCCCCGUCGCCGAUCUCCGUCGCGCCAUCAUCAGCCCCACCUUCGACCGCAGCAACGCCGCCCCCUUCGCCCCCGGGCCUGCCGCCGCCGCCGGCAGACCACCAGCGCCGCCACCCCCGCUCCCCCGCACCCGCCGCUUUCGAAAUGAGCCGUGAAGGAGUUGGGACGAAAGGACACGAGGGUACACGGCCGCACGCGCGGCGAUGGAGUGCGGUUCAUGGAAGAACAACAACAACCGCGAUCCGGUGGCGGCACCGCUCUCCACCACCGCCUUGGUCUGUUAGCGAUGAUGGACAAGGACUCCCUCAUCUCGUCGCUCGCCACCCGGGAGGCCGUGGAUCAAGGACGCCGCGACCUACCGACCCCGCCGCAGCCGGAUCUGAGUCUUGGAGGCCAUGGUAGCGGGGGGGCUGUGGGAGCUUGGGGGCCCGUGGAUUCCCGGGCGGGGGGGAGACCACAGAUGUUGACAAUAAUGUUCGCCACCCGCGAGGAUGUGGACGCCGCUCUUCGCGCCGAGCGCCCGCCCGACAAGAUGCCAGACCUUCCUCACUGCCUCGCC